AGAAGAAAAUGUAUCGUAUUUUUGUUAAAGGCAUUCACUGAGAAGAGAAUUCUGGAGAUCCAGAAAUCAGUGAUAACCGGGGAUUUGUACAGACUUAAUUAGUGAUUGCAAAACAGUUUUACGUGAAGGUAAAAGGCAUUAAAAAUUGCAUGAAAGCAUGAACUCUAUCCAAAAAGAUCAACCUGAUCCCGAUGCUAUCAAAAUGUUUGUAGGACAGAUUCCACGUAACUGGGAUGAAAAUGAUCUGAGAAAACUUUUUGAUGAAUUUGGACCUGUCCAUCAAAUAAAUGUUUUAAGAGAUAAAAUAACUGGGCAAAGCAGAGGUUGUUGUUUCGUCACUUUUUAUUGUCGUAAAUCAGCUGUCGAAGCACAGAGUGCAUUACAUAACAUAAAAACUCUUCCAGGGAUGCAUCAUCCAAUACAGAUGAAACCAGCAGAUAGUGAAAAUAGAAAUGAAAGAAAAUUAUUCAUCGGCAUGCUAUCAAAAAAAUGUACCGAAAAUGAAGUUCGAGUUAUGUUUUCUUCUUUUGGGCAAAUUGAAGAAUGUACAGUUUUAAGAGAUAUCAAUGGACAAAGCAGAGGGUGUGCUUUCAUAACUUAUGCAUCCCGACAGUGUGCUAUUAAUGCCAUAAAAUCUAUGAAUCAUUCACAGACCAUGGAUGGUUGUAGUAGUCCUCUUGUCGUGAAAUUUGCAGAUACACAAAAGGAUAAAGACUUAAAGCGACAGCAACAAAUGAUGACGAACAUAUGGAAUAUGACUAGUUUUAGCAACAUAGGUCUUGGUUCUCAGUAUAUUGCUGCACAAGCACAAACAGGUGGUUAUGGAAAUUUCACUAGUCUACCUCAACUUGGAGGAAUGAAUUCUCUAAAUAUGCAACAGCUUGCAGCUCUUGCAGCAGCCCAGUCACCUAAUAGUACGAAUACAGGGCUGAAUGCUUUAGGCCUACAAGGAAUUGGUGGGCAAGGUGGAAUUACGUUAAACUCAGGAAACCAUACUCCAGAUGUGAAUGCUGCCAAUAUACAGAGCUUGGCUGCUUUGGCAAGUUUAACUACGAACAACCCGGUGGGCAUCAACUCUAUGAUGAUGCAAAAUUUAACAGCACUGGCAGCAGCUAGUAGUAGUAGUGGUUCAGCAGGUAUUCAUGGGCUUGCGGCUGCAGGAAAUAUGUCUGGUAGUACAUCCAGUGCCAGUUCCCCAAUGAGUGGAGUGGGUUCUGUUAGUCCCGUUACUAGCAUGGCUUUGGGUCUAAACAACACAUCUAUUUCAAACAUGGGAACUUUUACUGGAGUUAAUGGGAUUGGGAACAUGACAAAUUUAGCAGCAAAUGGAUCAAAUCUUGAUGCUCUCACGCAAGCUUAUACUGGUAUUCAAGGAAUUCAGCCAUUUGCAGGUACAUUCCCACCUGUUGGUAUUCAGCAGCCUCAGAGUUCCCCUGGGAAACAACUGGAAGGUAUGUUACCGUGGCCUGAAGGAGCUAACCUCUUCAUAUACCAUUUGCCUCAAGAGUUUACUGACUCAGAUUUAGCGCAAACUUUCGCACCUUUUGGAAAUGUCAUUUCUGCAAAAGUGUUCAUUGAUAAACAGACAAACCUCAGCAAGUGUUUCGGUUUUGUCAGCUAUGAUAACCCAAACAAUGCCCAGGCUGCCAUCCAGUCUAUGAAUGGUUUCCAGAUCGGCAUGAAACGGUUAAAGGUACAACUGAAACGUUCAAAAGAUGCUAGCAAGCCAUACUGAAUACUGUGAAUCGAGCUUGCACGCAGUUUUCCUAUUAAGAAAGUGUGUGUAUAUUGGAAGAAUUUUAUCCUGUCAUUAUUUUUGUUUAAUGCUGUGUUAUAAAGUAUAUAUUUCUGUUUUUAAAAGAAAGUAUAUAUAAAUAGUGUCCUGAAGCAUCCAUGAAAUGGCAUCUGCUGAAAAUAGGUUCAGCAUUUUUAUUAAAAAAAAGAGUCACUGCAUUGCCGUCUUCCUUGCUGCAAACUGUCGUGAUACCAUAACAUUUCAUUAUAAAUUCUGAUUGGCAGUCAUGUAUAUGGGAACCAUUUUAUCUCACAGUAAAUGGCAUUCAAAUUAUGGAAAGUUAUUUAAUAAUUUAAUUAGUAGUCUUUUUUACCAUAAAUGUAUGUGGUAAAGUAAUUGUAAUUAAAAUAUAUGCUUGACUACUUAUUAGCACAGUUUAAAUUCUAAUAAGUAAUAUGUAACAAGUAAUUCCUUAAUAGGAAGACCAAAUUGAGGGAGGGACUGUAUCAGUAGUUCAUCAUAAAAUAUGCUAAGCUUUAAAUUCUGUAUCUUUCAACUCAAAUGAAGUUCUUUCAUUUUUAUGUGUAUUUGUAUGUAAAUAUAACGAAAAAAUUCAAAAUAGUUUUUAGUAGAGAUAAUGAAUGGAUAUUGAAUUUAAAGAACUGCUUUUUGAUGAACUGAUAUUUUGAUGUUUUCUCACUGUAUAUAUAAAUUAUAAACUAAUAUAUGUUUUUAUUAGAUUUAAAUGGAAUUAUAGCACGUAUCCCCAAAAUGUUGAAUGUCAUAUGCAUGUCAUAGAUAACAGCCUACAAAAUUAUUGACCUCAGCAGUGAUCUAAAUUUUUCUGAAGUCAUUUUCUGUUUUUUUAUAAGAAUUUCAAGCUGAUUGUAUUUAUGUACUUUCCUACCGUAGUUAGAAUGACAGUGUAAAAUGUUUUUGUUUUUAUAAUGGUUGUGAAACAGGCUCUUUGUGGUACAGGAUAUUUGAAACGUGUGUAGUUUUGAUAGAGGAAAAGCUCUUAGGAAAUUGACAAAGUGCCUCGCCUCUUUUUGCAGGUUGCUUCCUUAAAGAAUGGCAUUUAUGUGUGGAGCCUGAUUUGUGUUGUUCUCCCCACACCUGUUAUUUCUAUCCCACUUUCUUAAGGCUUGAAGUCAGCCUACCAGCCUUUCAUCCAAAUCAUGGAUGCUUCAAGGACUAAUUAUCGGUUCACUUAUACCUUUUGUUUCAUAGUUGUGUAAAUUUUGUGAGUAAAUAAGUUAGUUCAUGUAUGUUGUAUGGUAUGUUUGGUUGCUUUGUUAAUUUUGUGUGCAGUAUUAUUUUAUCUUUAAUGUAGUCUCAUUGGUACUGUUAAUUUUAGGUGCACCAAAGUUAGGUGCGUCUUGUGAAAAGCAUUUUCCCGGGAGUUAUUGGUACAUAUAAGAGAUUUAGUUUUAGCAUGCAUAUAUCACUUUUAUUUUACUUGAGAAACAAUUUGUAUUCAUACUCUCGUCCAGUUGUACAGUUUCUAAAUCGUGCAAAGUAUAUUAAAAUAUAGGAUGGACUGCUCACUGCUAAAUCCGACCAAGAUGCGAUCUCUCGGUAUCAGAUGCAAUUUUAUCCUGUCUGAGGAAACUGUUGUGAACUGUCUUUCCUUUUCUGUGUAGAGUUAUAUCAUUUUUCAAAAAUGGUUUAUAGAUAACUAUUAUUGUAACCCAGUAUUAUGAGACUGCUCCGCAUGGGGUUGAUGUUUUAAGAAUUUGUGGACUCAUUCUAGUCCAAAUUUGUCAUCUGAUCGUGUUUCUUUGAGAGGAACCAAAGAAAAUUUGUAAAGCAUGUAUUUACUAAUACGUCUGCCUUAAUCUGUUUGGCACUAAAAAUUUUUGUGUACCAAACUUAUAUGUCAAUUUAUUGAUGUGCAAAAUAGUGGUUAAAUGAAAAUUGUCUACAUGUAGUACUGUGGCUAAAUGUCUUGUCAUACAGCACAUAUUUUGCAUGGAAACCACCCAUGCUCAGCUCACUGUCAACUGUCCUAUCUGGUGUAUGUCUGCUGCUUUGUGCACGAUCUGUGUGUAAGUAAUUGUCUGUCUUGUGACUUGCAUCAGAGCUCAUAUUUUACAUCACUCUGUGAUUCGUGAUAACUGCUGCCCAACUACUGAGAUAUGGGUGCCAAACAUGUUUCAAAGAUAAUUGAAAAUCAUUGUAAUUCUUAGCAAAAAAGAAAAAUGUUAAAAAACAAAACUGUUUCAUAAAUUUGUGUUUCAUUAGUUUUUCGUGCAUUGUAGCUAUAGGUUAAGUUAUUAUAUUGAAUUUGUUUAUAAAGCAUUUAAAAUCUUUGUUUGCUGUUUGUUGUUAUGAAAUUUUAACUGUUAUGUCAUAAUAGUGUAAAAAAUGAAAAAAAACGGGUUAGCAGUACUGGACUUACUAAUAUGCUGUUGUGUAGCGUUGCUGUCCACUGUGUUUCUGUGACUUGUGGUCACAUCCAGUGCAAGUACUUUUUGUACACAUCUUCUAUAGUAUACUUUUAAAAUUACAAUCAAAUUGAUGAAUUUUUACUUAAUAGUUUGCUGUUCAGUCUUUUACUUGAUGAUAAUUUGUUGUUGAUUUUAAAAGAUAUAUAUAUUUUGGUCAUUUAAUAGCUCUGUGAUAGUGAGGUGAAGUACUUACUCUUAAAUCUGGGUUUAGAUUUUUUUAGUAAGUCAGUUUUUUGUCAAAUACAUGAUAAUGGUUUUUCAUGCAUUUGAGCAGUCUUGCAACUUUUGUCUGGGUUGUAAAAAAAAUUUAAAGAGUGUAUUUUAUUUUAUAUUAUUAUUUUGAGUAGCGGUGUGAUUGCAGUUGCUCGGAGGGAGUCAUUCGAGCUGCAAAGUAAUGCUAUCCACUUCUGGCUUGAGAACAUAUCGUCAUAAAUAUCCAAAUUACUGCAGCUAUACCUAUUAAUAUAGGAAAAUUUAUAACAUUUUGUUAACUAAAAUUUUUUAUAAUCUUUUGUUAAACAAAGACUUACAAAUUAUGCUAUGGAGUUUGGGAAAUUUUCAUUAAUAAAACAAAUAAGUAGUUUCUGCUCUU
Stegodyphus dumicola is the source of this 4777-nucleotide messenger RNA. Its product is annotated as CUGBP Elav-like family member 1-A. Gene Ontology annotation, molecular function: RNA binding. NCBI's taxonomy places the organism in Eukaryota, Metazoa, Arthropoda, Arachnida, Araneae, Eresidae. The record is from RefSeq and is a predicted model, not a curated record.